Messenger RNA from Sphaeramia orbicularis (orbiculate cardinalfish), 1848 nucleotides. RefSeq names its product sodium-dependent neutral amino acid transporter B(0)AT3-like. Gene Ontology annotation, biological process: amino acid transport; nitrogen compound transport; sodium ion transmembrane transport. The record is from RefSeq and is a predicted model, not a curated record. Bases 1 to 1848 code for a protein of 615 amino acids. The transcript is spliced from 12 exons. Gene Ontology annotation, cellular component: plasma membrane. Lineage: Eukaryota; Metazoa; Chordata; Actinopteri; Kurtiformes; Apogonidae.
AUGGGCUCUAGUGUAGAGGAGAGACCCAAAUGGGACAACAAGAUCCAGUAUCUGCUGACCUGCAUUGGCUUUGCAGUGGGGAUUGGAAAUGUUUGGCGAUUUCCCUAUCUUUGCCAAAUCUAUGGAGGAGGUGCGUUCCUCAUCCCCUACCUGAUAGCGCUGGUAUUUGAGGGCCUCCCCCUGCUCUACUUGGAGAUGGCCAUAGGGCAGAGGCUCCGCCUGGGCAGCAUCGGUGCCUGGAACUCAAUAUCACCAUUUCUGGGUGGAGUUGGCAUUGCUUCCAUGAUUGUGUCACUACUCAUUUGCCUUUUCUACAACACUAUCAUGGCCUGGAUCCUUUGGUACUUCUUCCAUUCUUUCCAAAACCCUCUGCCAUGGACCCAAUGUCCACUCAAUGAAAAUCGAACAGGUUAUAAUGCAGAGUGUGAGAAAAGCACUCCAGUGAAUUACUUCUGGUACCGUGAGACCCUGAACAUCACACGGAGCAUUGAUGACAGUGGGUCCCUGCAGUGGGGGCUGGUCAUCUGCCUGGCCAGUGCCUGGUGUGUGCUUUACAUCUGUUUUAUCAAAGGCAUUGAAUCCAUUGGAAAGGCCGUGUAUGUGACCACCACGUUUCCCUACCUGGUUCUGACCAUCUUCCUGGUCCGUGGCCUCACUCUUCCUGGAGCUACCGAUGGACUUGUGUACCUCUUCACUCCUGAUUGGGAUAUACUGAUGAAUCCACAGGUGUGGCUGGAUGCUGCUACCCAGAUCUUCUUCUCUCUAUCUGUGGCCUUUGGAGGUCUCAUAGCUUUUGCCAGCUAUAAUGAUGAGAAAAACAAUUGUGAGAGGGAUGCUGUUCUGGUAGGAAUCAUUAACAGUGCCACAUCUCUUUACGCCUCCAUUCCCAUCUUCUCCAUCCUAGGAUUCAAAGCUAACAAUGCCUACAAUGCCUGUCUACAAGGAAACAUCCUAGAUCUGACCAACGAGUUUGACAUUUCUGAUCAGAACAUAACCACAGAGAAUUAUGACGACUGGCUUGCAUAUCUAAAUAGGACAUUUCCAGAUAAACUUGCCCGUGUGGUUCUGACACCCUGUGAUCUGGAAAAAUUCCUUGACCAGAGUGCAUCAGGUACCGGUUUGGCUUUUAUUGCAUUCACUGAAGCGGUAAUAUCGAUGCCAGGCUCACAGGUAUGGGCCAUCCUGUUCUUCAUCAUGCUCUUCAGCUUGGGUCUCUCCUCCAUGUUUGGCAACUUGGAGGGUGUCCUGACACCCAUUAGGGACCUCAAACUAGUGCCGAAAUGGAUCCCAAGUUCAGUUUUUACAGGAAUCGCCUGCUUGAUGUGCUUCUUGAUAGCCCUCAUCUUUACCCAGGGUUCAGGGAAUUACUGGGUGGAGGUUUUCAACAGCUACGUGGGCUCUGUACCUCUACUCAUCAUUGCAGUCUUUGAAGUGAUAGGAGUCAUUUAUAUCCGUGGAAUGAAAACGUUCAGUGAUGACAUCCUCUUCAUGAAUGGAAGGAGGCCAAACAUCUACUGGAAGAUAUGCUGGUGGUUCAUCAGUCCUGUGAUGCUGGUGGUAGUGUUUAUCGCAUAUGUUGUAAUCCAGAUACAGAAACACCCUGUCUAUCCGGCAUGGAACCCCGACUAUGAAGAAUUUCCUGAUACUGAAACAGUGCCAUAUCCAAACUGGGUUUUCGCCAUUAUCAUCCUCCUCUCUUCAGUGCCUGUGAUUCCCAUCCCACUUGUAGCUAUCUAUAGACUGAUCCGCCGUGAAAUGAGACGAUCCUCUACAAGUGGUGACCUGACUCCCCACUGCAACGAUGGACUUGAGGUUGAAAAUUUCCAACAAAUGAGCCAGAGUACCUAG